Daphnia pulicaria is the source of this 1524-nucleotide messenger RNA. Its product is annotated as trypsin-1-like. Lineage: Eukaryota; Metazoa; Arthropoda; Branchiopoda; Diplostraca; Daphniidae. Gene Ontology annotation, molecular function: serine-type endopeptidase activity. The record is from RefSeq and is a predicted model, not a curated record. The coding region runs from base 139 to 1059 and encodes 306 amino acids. Gene Ontology annotation, biological process: proteolysis. The transcript is spliced from 6 exons.
AUUGAAAAGCCGUCAAUGUGAGAAGUUGCGUCAACUUUGACGAGGGAAAACAUUUCUUUUAAAUUUAGGCAAUUGUUGUUUCUCUCACAUAUUCAGUUCGAAUUGAUUAUCUUUAGCGCAUCGAAACAUAUUUAGAAAAUGUGCCAAUUACUCCAGUCAGGGCCAGCCACCCUCUUUUUGGUGGCCGCCCUGUUGUCUUACUCCGGCCCAGUUGAAGGCGGCCAGAAAACAUCAAAAUUUCUGUCAACUCUGAACGACACCGGAAGUGAGUGGCAGACACCUGGAGAAUUGGGGGAAGAAAGUAACGAGGAGAUGCGAAUGGUCGGCAGUGACGUUGCUCAACGGAAUCAGUACCCCUACAUGGUAUCAUUGGCGUAUCAACGCAAUGGCCGCGUUUAUAAAUUUUGCGGCGGCUCACUUAUCACUUGGAAUAAAAUUUUGACAGCGGCUCAUUGCGUCACCGAAAGCCAAUCCACCAAGCUAUUAGAUCCGAGGGAAUUGACCGUUUUACUGGGUGCGCACGAACUGAGCGGAAGUCGAAACGACGCCCAACUGUCCCGAAAUGUCGCCAAAAUCAAAAUCCACGAGAAAUACAAUCCCAAACAUUGGUUCAACGACAUCGCCAUCCUAACGCUGGAGCAUCCCGUCAAAUUCUCCGCGUCAAUCUCGCUCGUUUGUUUGCCAGCGCAAGGGUCCACCUACAUGUACGACGGCAGGUUGGCGUUCGCCAAGGGCUGGGGACACACGAAAGAAGACGGAAAAGCCUCGGAUUUCCUUCGCCAUGUCACUAAAAGAAUUCUCAACCAAUCCAAAUGCCGGCAAAUUUACAAAUUCAACGAGUACCAAGACCACAUGCUGUGCGCUUACGAGCCUGGCAAAGGAACUUGUCAAGGCGAUAGUGGCGGUCCGCUUGUCGUCAAAUCGACUGGACCGAAAUGCAAAUAUGAACAAGUUGGGAUCGUCAGCUGGGGAAUCGGAUGUGCUAGACAAGGAUACCCAGGCGUUUUCAUGAGAGUGACGUCAUUCCUGCCCUGGAUCAAGAUAAACACGCAAUAUUAAACCUGUUCGGAGCUAACAAAUAAAAAGUUCUCAUGGAAACCAUUGACUGGGUGUUAAUGUGAAAUACAUUUGAUCACAUCGACGACGACCAGAUCGCACAAUAAUUUAGCUUUAAUUUCCUAUUCUCUACAUUAAAGGAAACAUUCUCAUAAAAAACGUUUCAUUUCGUCGGCAAAUAAUAAAAAAAUUAAGGACCGUGAUGUUAAGCUAUACAUGGCUAUACUCCUUUGAUAGAAAACAUACGGUACUCAAACAAAAAUCAUCUGAAUUCAAAUAUUAAAAAAUUACAGAGAAAGACCGAGAAAGACAUUUUUCCAAUUUUUGGCAAUUCGCAGAAUCGCAACGAUUUCAAAUGUUCUUGGAUGUAAUCAAUUACCAGGACCGGAAGAAGUACCGGUGUGGCAGUAAGACCCUGUUGGUGACAAAAAAAUGCUCAAGUGGCACUUUGCUUCAAGUUUUUCAAAU